AUGUCUUUCCUCCCUUCCGUGGGCGUGCUCGCCCUGGCGCUCAGCUCCGGCGUGCUGGCUACCAUCGAUACCUGCCCGUCUGACAGCCCUCUGAGCUGCUCCAGCUCGACCACCGAGGCCUCCUGCUGCUACAACUCCCCUGGAGGCUCCCUCCUCCAGACCCAGUUCUGGGACUACGACCCGUCUGACGGUCUGUCCGAUUCCUGGACCAUCCACGGACUCUGGCCCGACAACUGCGAUGGCACUUACCAGGAAUACUGCGACGACGCGCGCGAGUACUCCAACAUCACGGAGAUCCUCGAAGCGCAGGGUCGUACUGAGCUCCUCGCCUACAUGCAGGACUACUGGCCCGACUACGAGGGCGCCGACGAGGACGAGACCUUCUGGGAGCACGAGUGGAACAAGCACGGAACCUGCAUCAACACUAUCGAACCCAGCUGCUACACCGACUACUACGCGCAGGAAGAAGUCGGUGACUUCUUCCAGCAAGUCGUCGACCUCUUCAAGACCCUGGACUCUUACGGCGCUCUCGCCAACGCCAGUAUCGUCCCCAGCGAGGACCAGACCUACGAACUGAGCGACAUCAAGGACGCUCUCGCCGCCAUCCACGGCGGAUACGCCCCCUACAUCGGGUGCGAGGAUGACGCUCUGUCUGAGCUCUACUACUACUUCAAUGUGAAGGGCAGUGCCAUUGGCGGUACCUAUGAGCCGGCUGAGAGCCUCGAGGAUUCCGCGUGCCCCGAUUCCGGCAUUCGCUACCCUCCCAAGUAUAGCAGCAGCAGCAGCAGUGGCAGCGGCAGUGGCAGCAGUGGCAGCAGUGGCAAGGGUGGCGGCAGCAGUGGAGGCAGUGGCCACGGCGGUGGCCGCGGUGGCCACUACAAGCGCAGCCAGAAGAACAGACUGAACUAGAUAUCUAGAUCAGACUAAUCUGGUUUGGUAGUCUGAUGGUUCCGGUGGGGUGAUGUUUUCACCUCGCCUCUUGUGACCGUAAGGCCACUCGAGGAUGACCCAGACAGGGAGUUCCCCUAACAGAACGCGCGAUGUGUGAUGAAAAGUUGUUUGCUGGACUGUAUACAAAGAUUUGUACCGCAGAAUGU
Aspergillus heteromorphus CBS 117.55 is the source of this 1097-nucleotide messenger RNA. Its product is annotated as T2 family ribonuclease. Gene Ontology annotation, cellular component: extracellular region. The record is from RefSeq and is a predicted model, not a curated record. Gene Ontology annotation, biological process: RNA catabolic process. The transcript is spliced from 5 exons. The coding region runs from base 1 to 909 and encodes 302 amino acids. Gene Ontology annotation, molecular function: ribonuclease T2 activity; RNA binding. NCBI's taxonomy places the organism in Eukaryota, Fungi, Ascomycota, Eurotiomycetes, Eurotiales, Aspergillaceae.